Molecule: messenger RNA, 1358 nt
Organism: Macadamia integrifolia
Lineage: Eukaryota; Viridiplantae; Streptophyta; Magnoliopsida; Proteales; Proteaceae
Product: probable aquaporin PIP2-5
Exons: 3
Coding region: 140-1003 (287 amino acids)
Biological process (GO): transmembrane transport
Cellular component (GO): plasma membrane
Molecular function (GO): water channel activity
Source: RefSeq, a predicted model, not a curated record
UCUCCUAUCACUCGCAUCACCCUCUAGUAACACACAAAUCCAAGCUUUCGCCUUCUCCUUCUCCUUCUCCUUCUCCCUCUCCUUCUCAACCCAACACAGAAGCUCUAAAGCUGUCUCUGCUGUCCCAUUUGGUGAAGGUAUGGCGAAGGAAGUGGAGGUGUCGCAGCCAGGCGAGUUCACAACUCGGGACUACCACGACCCGCCUCCGGAGCCGUUAUUCAACUUUCAUGAACUCACCAAAUGGUCUUUCUAUAGAGCCCUCAUAGCUGAGUUCGUAGCUUCCGUUCUUUUCCUUUAUAUUGGAACCUUGACGAUUAUCGGGUACAAGGAUAUGUCCGACCCGACUAAGACCUCUGAUCCUUGUAAUGGUGUUGGUCUCCUUGGUAUCGCUUGGGCUUUCGGUGGCAUGAUCUUCAUCCUCGUUUACUGCACCGCCGGUAUCUCUGGUGGGCACAUAAACCCGGCAGUGACGUUCGGGUUGUUCCUAGCAAGGAAGGUGUCUCUGAUCAGAGCAGUGAUGUACAUGGUAGCACAGUGUCUUGGUUGCAUCUGUGGAGUAGGGUUGGCUAAGGGAUUCCAGCAGUCCUACUUCACCGGGUACAAGGCCGGAGCAAACGUAGUUGCACCGGGCUACACCAAAGGAGUGGCUUUGGGUGCGGAGAUCAUUGGUACCUUCGUCCUUGUCUACACCGUUUUCUCCGCCACCGACCCCAAGAGGAGCGCCAGAGACUCUCAUGUCCCCGUGUUGGCACCACUCCCUAUUGGGUUCGCGGUUUUUAUGGUUCACUUGGCUACCAUCCCAAUUGAUGGCACAGGCAUUAAUCCGGCUAGGAGUUUUGGAGCUGCUGUGAUCUACAACCAUGACAAGGUCUGGGAUGACCAUUGGAUCUUCUGGGUUGGACCUUUCAUUGGAGCAGCCCUUGCUUCCUUCUACCACCAAUUUAUUCUUAGAGCCGCCGCCAUUAAAGCUCUGGGUUCCUUCAGAAGCAACCCCCACAACUAAGCUUUCACUCUUCUUCCUCAAUAGGAGCACCCUGGUGAUAUUGGUGGUUGUUUGGUUGACGGUGUUUUCAAGAGAGAAUUGUAAUAAAUGAGAGGUGUCUGCAAGUCUGUGAAGAGGGGCCUAGCUUGAAGACCCAUGGAAAAUGUAGAUAAAACAAAACAGUUAUGUCUUUUUCCAUGUCAAGUCUUAUUUGGGGUGAGAGAGAGAGAGAGAGAGAGAGUCUAGUGAGUGGGGGAGUGUUUUCUAUCUAUCGCUUUUGCUUUUCUGAAUUUUUCUUUCUAUCAUUAGUGUAUGUAUCUUUAAUCAGUGGUGGUGUAUUUUUCUCCUUCAACAAGUGCAUUUGACUUAGUUACAA